Molecule: messenger RNA, 4536 nt
Organism: Bombus huntii
Lineage: Eukaryota; Metazoa; Arthropoda; Insecta; Hymenoptera; Apidae
Gene: RapGAP1
Product: rap1 GTPase-activating protein 1
Exons: 10
Coding region: 1277-3775 (832 amino acids)
Biological process (GO): regulation of small GTPase mediated signal transduction; activation of GTPase activity
Cellular component (GO): cytoplasm
Molecular function (GO): GTPase activator activity
Source: RefSeq, a predicted model, not a curated record
AAAUCGGAACUCGGCCGCGUGUAACAUCUUGAGUGCGAUAAGUGCGAGAACGUGCGUGUCGUUGUCGUUGCGUUGUCGCCGGCUCGUUUGGAAAAUAAGUAUAUAGCGCCGUCUGUUGUGGAUUGUGCUUAAUCGCGGACACGAGGCAUCCUCGUCGAUGCGAUAAAGCGCGUGAGCGGUUCUUUGUGCCGGGGACGCGGUGAUGAAUUGCUUGUGCACUCACGUAUCGUCGCUAUCGUUUAUUUCUCGCGUUGCGAGAGGAAUGACUACCCGUACCGAGAGUAUUCUUGAGCGUGUCAAACAUCCUUUAAGCGGACAACGUUAUCGUUUUCGCGGUGAACGCUCGACAAGUACCUGAACUCUAGAAAGUGAUCGUUGGUUGUGGUGCGGCGUGUUCGUUUCCGGCGGAUUGAGCAGUAAGGUCGCGAGAGAAGAAGAAAAUUUAAGUCGAAAGAGUAAACAGAGAGCGUUUCAACGGGACAGUGACACGGCAAGAAAAAUAUCGAAGGCACGCGAUACAAUUCCACACGGUGUCAACCGAAAGACAUUACUGUCAAGGCUGCUUUUGAUCUCGGCAGGAAACGGGAAGCGAGCGAGUUCUUGCCACUGCACUUAUGCUUAUCUAGCCUCUGCCUCGAUCGUCGAACAAAAAGGCCACUUAUGAGGUCCACGCUUUUUUCUGCGCGGCCGUGUAGACUGGCAGAUAGGUUUCGCGCGGUGCAUUAGCUGCGAUCUGAAAAUCAAUUCUCGCUACGGUUGUGAGAACAGAAACGUGUCACGAGUGAGUAUCUAUCGAUGAAGAGUAUAUAGGCUUUUGGCUGAAAGCGGCGUUCACUUAUCGCGGUAAUAGUUGUUUAGAAGAACGAGAGAGAAAGGGAGAGAGGAAAAGAGAGAAAAGUAAGUAAAGGAUUGAGAAAGAGGAGGUGGUGCAAGUACGUAUCGAAGAGAAUCGUGGGUGGAGAAGCAAGAGCUCUUUUCUCGAUAAGGCCAGCAACAAGCAAGAAUUAUCAGCAGUAAAUUAUAUUACUGUUGGCUAGGAAAAAUCACCGACGAAAUAAUUACCUAGUGCGUGGCGAGUGGAAAACGAUUAAUCGUACCUUCGGUUAUUCCCGGCCGGACCCUGUGAAUCGGUCAGUUUUAAAAACACCAAGCGAAAGCACAGGGCGCAAGGUGCGUGGGAGUGGUGCGUAUCUUGUGUGUCGUGGGCGGUGUUCAAUGAUCAUUGUAGUGUUGUUCUGCAUCUUGUCGUUUGUAGACGCGCGUCGAAUUGGUCUGGAUGCCAGUUUUAGAGGGUGGUGUAGCUAAGAAGCGAAGUGUCGAUAGGGCAGCUCGCAAAAUGCGGAUGAGACUUUGCACCGGCUCCAAGGAGUCGUACACGCUCCUAUCCAAGAAACGGAGACAACAGCUCGAACAAUCGGUGUAUUGUGAGGCUGAAUCCCGGCGUACCGCUGUCGAAGAUGAAAGACAAGAUAUUCAAGGUGCCAACCAGGAAAAGAUAAAGGGUACUACGCAAGAUUUAUUCGAAUUGUUGGAAAGAGUGCAGUGUUCGCGUCUUGAUGAUCAACGAUGCGUUUUACCACCGUACUUCUCUCAGACCCCGAGGGAGGACAGGGCAGCGUCGAGUCCUGGUAAUCAGAAUAAUCACACACCCACGCCAUCCCCGUCACCAGUUGGCGAUGCACCCGCUGGCAGGGCUCUUAUGGAGGCUGCGCUUCAGCAAGCCACUUCCGGAACUCAGCCACCUCUUGUGGUGACACCGCCUGGAUACUGGGUCGACGGUACCGAUCAUCGACACGCCCUGGACUCAGCUGGCAGGGCGUUACUUCCGGCGCAGCCUGCAUGGCAACCCAGGAUAGACCAAGAUGAUACAGCCAAAUGCUAUAGGCGAUUCUUCGUUGGAAGGGAGCACGUGAAUCUGGUGGGAAGGGACGGAGAGAACGGGCCGGUCCUCGUCUCGGUGAAGGCCGAGACGGUUGCUGGACAGGAGCAUUGGAGAGUCUUGUUGCGAUUGCGAGCGGGUUCGACUCACGAAUUGGUACCGGCCGCGAAUCUCGGCCCGAAUCCAUCACCUGCGAAAAUGGUCAAGGCGAUCAACGAAUCCCUGAACGUGAGCACGCUGAUGCCGGUUGUCUGUUCCGGUGCUGGUACACUGAUAGCACGGUAUGACGAACAUGCCUUGGUAUCGAGGUUUAAAUUCGGUGUUCUUCACCAACGUGCCGGCCAAGUUACCGAAGAACAACUCUUUGGAAAUAGACAAAUUACACCAGCUUUCCAAGAGUUUCUUGACUUAUUGGGUCAGAAAAUCGACUUGAAAGAUCACAAAGGAUACCGCGGAGGUUUGGAUACUCGACAUGGACAGACCGGAGAUUCCGCGGUAUACGAAGUAUUUCGAGGUCGAGAAGUGCUGUUUCAUGUGGCUUCUCUGUUGCCAUACAGUCCAGGAGACUCUCAGCAAUUGCAGCGUAAAAGACACAUCGGCAAUGACAUCGUCGCGAUAAUAUUCCAAGAGGAGCCAACCCCUUUCAGUCCAGAUAUGAUCGCCAGUCACUUCUUACAUGCAUUCAUCGUGGUACAAGUCGUCGACCCCUGCACUCCUAAUACAAGGUACAAGGUCAGUAUAACGGCACGAAACGAUGUUCCCUGGUUUGGUCCAGCUUUGCCAACACCAGCUGUAUUUUUGCGGGGAGUCGAUUUCAAGGAAUUCCUUUUGACGAAAUUAGUGAACGCUGAGAAUGCGGCGUAUAAAGCUGAGAAAUUUUCAAAACUUGAGCUAAGAACGAGGUCAGCUCUGUUAGAAUCUUUAACGGAAGAAUUACAAGCAAAGACUGCGGAAUUUCUCGGUGGAGCGAUCGGCUUAGGAGCUACCGGUAUGGGGUUUGGAGGAAAUUGCCCAGUAAGUCCAACAGCAAGUGAUGCGUCAGGAUCUGGUAGCGGUGGAAGUGGUUCUAGAUUUAUUGAUACCGUUCGAAAGGCGCUGAUAUCGCGUGUUAGAAAUGCCUCGACGGAGAGCGUACCACAACAAUUAUCGAAAAAGGGCCAGUCAGAGCCUAGUCCACCGAGCAAUCGACAAUCGACCACGAAAAUUAGUAGCAAACGUUCGGUAGAACCUUCGAGUCCCUUAGGUUCUCCGGAUUUAACCCUUAGAAGAGAUUCAGAACGUGGAAGCCCUAGCUUAGGAAGUCAGGACAGUAGUUUAUCCAAUACAGACAAUCAAGAUAGUAGUUUGGCUACCUUACAACAAGAUGAAGUUGAUCGUAGAGAAUCCACUACUUCAAUUUGUGCUAGCAAUGACACGACGUUGGUGGACAAAACUUCUGUAUCGUCUGUUCAAAGACUGACUCACGAAAAUUUACGAAAACAAGAGCGAUCCGAGAAAACAGAAACAACACAGCGUGUUAUUUCGGAAAGUGACGAUAGCUCAUUAAAUAGCGAGCUGGAGCUAGACCAAGCUGUAUAUCCCGACAGCGAUACAGGCCUCGAAUCAAUGAGUUCAGCUGAAACUCAUGAUACAGCAAGAUGUACCACUAAGGAUGGCGUUUUAGAAAAUGAAAAUUUACGAAUGGAAGUCACUAGGCUUAAAUGCGAUAAGUUAGAUUUAUUGAGGCAAAAUGUGACUUGCCAACGUGAUAUAAAACGUCUACGAGAAAAGGAACUUCAGUUGCAAUCCGACCUUGCAGCUGCUUCAAAAGAAAUUCUUCGAUUGCGAGCAAUGUUGAAAGAAUGUUCGACGAGUAUUCCAUUGGAUAACAAUAAUCAGCAAACGUCUACCGUUUAAAGAUCUCCUUGAGAUACGUUUAAUAUGCCUUUGUCGGCGAAUAAAACUUCCCGUUGCAAUUAUUAGAUUUUAAUAAUUAGUUAGGUGCAGUAGUUGAAAACUCUAUACAUCGUACUUUUUCGGAAUUGCUUCUUCUAAAGAAAUUUUUCCGAAGUAGUUUGCAAAGAGUUUGAAACUCGCAAUUGAGAAAUGCUUUAUGUUAUGUUGUAACAUUGUGGUUGAACUUCUUUAGGUAGAAAUUGAUACAAACGCUGUAUAUUACAAAAGGACGGGUCAGUGAAGAAUAUUUAGAGGAAAUGUUUUGCGAUAUAACUAUAGUGAUGCGUCUUUCGAAAUAUUAACAAUGUAGACGCCAAUUGUUACUUGUAGAAAUAUUUGUUUGACUUUUAACAAUAUUAUUUAUCUAUUAAUUUAUUAGUAGGUGUAAGUUAAUCUCUAAUAGUCAAUAUAGAUACAAAUAAAUGAUCACACAUGCACACGCAACACAUAAAUAUCAAUAGGAAUGUUUAAAAAAGUAGGUACAUCUUGUCAUUAUAUAAUAGAUAGAUUAGAAUAAAAAGUAAAAUGGCCUUUAGACUUAGUUUCUGAAAUCAAGAGUAAAUAUACAGAAAUUAAUAUAACAUAUUUUAUCUGUAAUAAUUAAAUGUGCAUAAAUCGAAAUCGAUAUAUAUAAUAUAUAUGAUAUAUGAUAUAUAUACACAUAUAUAUAACAUAUAUAUAUAUAUGUAUAUAUAAAGCAGCAGUUACAGUUCUCGUACCGU